Molecule: messenger RNA, 1161 nt
Organism: Oikopleura dioica
Lineage: Eukaryota; Metazoa; Chordata; Appendicularia; Copelata; Oikopleuridae
Source: the annotation of a GenBank genome assembly
AUGUCGAACUACGGAAAGCGCGCUAAAACUUCAAAUGCGAAGCCUGCUGUUGUCAAAUUUGCCGAUCGUAACAGACUCGGGCAGCCAGUGGGAAAAGAGCUUGCCGAGGUGAGCUUCGUCGAUUUAUUCAACAAAGGAAAUGGAGCGAUUAUGGCCAAGUUUGAAAAGUCCUUUGGAGAAUACAAAAUGCCCAUGGGCGUUGAAUGCAUGGCGGACGAAGUGAUCAUCUGCAACAUGAACAACGGAACAGUCGAGUUUACCGAUUUCGAUGGAACUGUAAGCUUGACUCUUCCCAAGGAAGCCCAAGGCGGACCCAAGACUUUUGACGCGCCAGCUCUUGCCACACUCCUUCUCGACGGCCGAAUCAUCUGCGGCGACAAGCGGGGCAUCCACGUCUACGAUUCCGACGGCGUCUUCAUCAAAACAGUCAAGCCUGCCACUCAAGGACAAGUUUACGGCGUCAUCCCGCUGCGAGAAAACAACGGAACCAUGCUCGUCAUCUGCGUCGAGGACAACGGAGAGACUACGAAAUUCGUUCUUUACGACAAGGACUUUAACAACGUCAUCAAGACUAACAAAGUCGACUUUCCAGAAGCAGGACGAAAAACGAUCCGAUUCUCUGCCGGGCUUGGAAAUACGAUUGCGCUUUCUGAUAUGAACAGAUUCACACAAGGCAUCUGGCUGUGCGAUACAGAAGGAAACAUUCGCCGAAAAGUCGGCGAUACUCAGGGAGAAAACGACGGGCAAUUCGUCCAGGCUGCUGGCGUCUGCUUCGAUAAAGACGGAAACUUUCUGGCAAUCUGCUCGAAAAGCUCAAGGAUCAUGGCUUUCCGAGAUGAUGGAGAGUACUUGUGCUCGAUUCAGUUUCCCGAAGGCGCCAUUCAGCGACCCUCUGCGUUGGCGAUUAAUGACAACAACGAUAUGUCCGUUGUUUCAUUGACUGGCCAGUGCUUCAUGUUCAAGCUUCAGCCUGGCGAUUCCACCAAAGAUUACCCAACCAGAGGACCCAGACCAGAGCGAGGCUAUCACGUUCUCGGACGAAACAACAGAGGAGGCAGUCGAGGACGGGGACGCGGACGAGAACGCGGCGGUCGAGGAGCUGGCCGAGGCGGCGGAAGAGGACGUGGCGGCGAUCGAGGAGGCUUCCGACCACGAUACUAA